AUGUCCUUCUCAGGCCAUACCCAAAAGGCAAGCAAAAGACCUUUCCAAUUGGAGGCUCUUCUAUCGCCUCAAGUUCCACGUAGCAAUUACUUGCAUUUUCAGGAGGAGAAGCUAAGACUACAGCUAAAGAAAUUACUUCUUCAUAGGAUGUUUCUAGUGGCCAAGACGACAGCCAACACAGAAAAAAAAGAUAUUACCGAAUACUAUGAACAAGCAUUCCAGUCAAUUUUAAAGUAUCACCUAGGAGAAACAGUGACAGGAUUAUUGCUCAUAUAUCCUACUUCUAUUCUGCAUAUCCUUGAGUCUUCCUCUGGUACUCUUUACCGGAUUCUUUUAGAUUAUGUCAACCGUGAAAAGAAUGAAAGAGAAUUUUUUAUCCAAGGAAUGAAAAUUAUAGUCAUGUCCCAUAACAUCCCUACAAGGAUCUUCAUGCAAUGGUAUGUUUCAGUAAUAAAAGUGCCUGUCAUGUAUCUCGAUGACGUGACACAGUCGCAGUCCCUAGAGGAGGUCGUCACAGAGUUUCUCACCCAAACUCAUAAACUAGCACUCUACAUUUUUAAGACAGUUAAAGUGGGCACUAAAGGACCAGGCGAUAACUUGCACCAACUCGUACCCGAAUUACUCCUCCCAGAACAAAUAAUAAAGUACUUGUGCAAAUCUGAAGAAUUCCUGAACCCAGAAACGUUCCUAAACAUGUUUAAUAAACCAAUACAUAUCACCUUGGAUUCCGAGGUGGUAUGGCCUGCACCUUCCCGUUUCUAG
Molecule: messenger RNA, 762 nt
Organism: Pteropus alecto (black flying fox)
Lineage: Eukaryota; Metazoa; Chordata; Mammalia; Chiroptera; Pteropodidae
Gene: TEX47
Product: testis expressed 47
Exons: 1
Coding region: 1-762 (253 amino acids)
Source: RefSeq, a predicted model, not a curated record